GAAGAUUAAGAAGUUCAUGUCAACUACUGACUGUGGGCCAGGCAAGAGACAGACACUCAAGAAAGCUGAACAUCCAGAAGUGGAAGAAGCUUUGUACAUGUGGUUUCUUCAGGAAAGAAAUAGGCAUGCACAAAUUUGAGGACCCAUGUUGGCCAUGAAAGCUAAGUCUUUUUAUGAGGAAAUAACAAAAUAAGAUGAUUUUGUGGCCAGCAAAGGUGAGAAACUUUCUAACGAUGCCACCUGCAUAGAGUCCUUUAAAUUAAGA
Molecule: messenger RNA, 265 nt
Organism: Acanthoscelides obtectus
Lineage: Eukaryota; Metazoa; Arthropoda; Insecta; Coleoptera; Chrysomelidae
Source: the annotation of a GenBank genome assembly